Molecule: messenger RNA, 2237 nt
Organism: Bufo gargarizans (Asiatic toad)
Lineage: Eukaryota; Metazoa; Chordata; Amphibia; Anura; Bufonidae
Product: protein-glutamine gamma-glutamyltransferase 6-like
Exons: 7
Coding region: 1-1206 (401 amino acids)
Biological process (GO): peptide cross-linking
Molecular function (GO): protein-glutamine gamma-glutamyltransferase activity
Source: RefSeq, a predicted model, not a curated record
AUGCCUGGUACAACUCCGUUUCCUAUGCCCAGUGGAGAUGGUGGUGGAGGUAAAGGUGCCAAAGAAGCGGUUUUGAAUUUUCAUGUAUGGAAUGAAGCCUGGUUUACCAGAGAUGAUCUUGGAUCAUUCUAUAAUGGAUGGCAGGUUCUGGAUGCAACACCACAAGAGACAAGUGAAGGAAUUUACAGGCUUGGACCUACAUCAGUUAAAGCUGUCAAAGAAGGAGACAUUAAGCUGAAGUAUGACUGCAUUUUCGUAUUCUCGGAAGUAAAUGCAGAUCUCAUAUCCUGGAUAUACAAUGAUGAGGAAGGCUCUUAUGAGAGAGUGGAAACUAACAUUAGUUCCAUUGGAAAAUUUACAAGUACUAAAGCUGUUGGCACCAAUGAUCGCAUUGAUAUUACAUCCCACUACAAAUAUGAUGAAGGCACUGCUGAGGAGAGAGAAGUGUACCACAAUGCCUUGCUUCAACUUUUUGGACGGAGAAAUAUCAUCAAUGGUGACGCAGACACAAGAAGCAUAGAAUCUCCAACUGCGAUGGCUAGAGUUGCUAGGAUGAGACCAGUCACUAGUCAGAACAUAAGGGGAAAUUUCAAAGAUUCUGAAUCCACUGUAAUUGGUCAAGAUGUGAAUGUAAUCUUAGCCCUUUACAAUUCUUCAGCUUCCAAAAAUAUAAUAAUUAAUUUCAAUGUCAAGAGUACAGGCUACACCAGGCGGCUGAUGAGAAGUGUGUUGAACGACACAAUGUCUAUAAGCAUGGAGCCUCAUGAAGAAAAGGAAAUUGCAUUCAACAUCCCAUACAGCAAAUAUAUAGAUUCUCUCACAGAUGAUAAAGUUCUGGAAGUCACAGCUUUGUGCAGAGAUGGCCUUCAGAAGUUACUCAUAUCCAAAGUGAUUACAAUACAAAGCCCCUCACUUAGUAUCAAGGUUCUGGACAAGGCUGUUAUUAAUAAUCCAUUCAAUGUGGAAAUCACUAUUGAGAACCCACUCAAUGAAACUCUCGAUGAAUGUGAGCUACGUGUGGAGGGCAGUGGACUCGUCAAAGAGCAGUUCAAGCGUGUAAUUUCAAUGAAGCCCAAGGAGAAGACAAAAGAAACUGUGGAAAUUACUCCUUACAUGAAAGGGUCUAAACAGCUGCAGGUCGUGGUGACGAAUCACAGAAUUAUGAAUUUCAAAGGCUAUACAAUCAUCAAUAUUCAGGAUGCAUAAGCAAUCUGUAUAUGAAAAAGUCUAAAAGUUUAAGAUAUUCCUUACAAUCAGUUUCAGUUGUAUCAAUUUGUUGCUUUUUAUAAUUUGCCAUUUCUGUCUUCUAAAUUAGUUUUAUUCCUAUUAUGCACACUCUUGGGACCUUGUUUCAUGGUGGCUUUGGACACACAGGGGCAAAUUUACUAAUGGUGUGCUACAUUACACAGUCUAAGAAUAUAAAUCACAGUCUUAAUGUUAGACAAACUUACUAUUCUGGCUCAUGGACCUUUGUAAAUUUGGAGUAUCGUAAAUUCUUCACCCGAUUUAUCCUAGAAUUUUUGUCCGUGCGCCAAACAUUCUGUCCGUGCACCAAAAAGAAUGUGUCUAGUCAAAGUUUACACUGCCUAUAAGUUGGCAAAGUUUUGCUCCAAAAUAUGCCAACAUUUGGUGCAUGGAGCUACAUCCAAGCUAUGCCCUUUUUCUAAAGCCAUACCUCGUCAGAUGAGACAUAAAAAGCGUAGAAAUAUGUGUAAAACGAUUAGCAAAUGUGAUGCAAAGAGUGCACGCCAUUUUUUUUUUUUUUUUUAGCAGAACCUGCACACAAAAAAACAGCCACAUUUUCAUGAGUAAAUUAGACCCACAAUGUUUCUCAAUAAAUAGUUGUGCAACAUAAAGGUUUACAUCAGGUUAUGUAAUGUGUGACCCGAAAUGACUGCAACAGUGAGCAGCGGAAGGAACCUGCAACUUACUUGGCAUGGCACUGUCACACAAGUUCUAUAUAAAAGUGUCCCAUAGUAAACAAUCAUGUUGUUGCUUUAAUUUUCCAAAGAACUUGAGAGAAAUAAUAUAUAUCUUAUUUGUUGCUAUUGGUUCCCUACAUUUUUCUCAUAAAUGCGUUAUAAAAAAUUCCCUGUUGUGAUACGUUCUCUGCUCUUCAUGUGUAACGCCCCAGAGUGGCAUUACCACUUCUUCACCCCGCUACUGUCUUUAAUGGGCUAAUAUAAUGUCAUCUAUGCAUUUUAUUCCAGGUCCUAUGCACUGUGCAUUUCUAAUGU